AUGCCCGGAGCGUGGCGGCCAGAUGCCCGUGGUCAGGUGGUCGGGUGCCUCGCCCAUCACCACACCAACACCAGUCUCCUCCAGCAUCUUCGCAUCUCGAUCAGCAACUCGUUCGCCAUCCAAGCGUACGGUGUACGCGACGUCAUCUCCGUACGAGCAAGCCGCUCCAUCGACACCCCAUCCUCCUCCGACCCCAUGGCUUCAAGCAACGCAACGCGCGCCGCAGCGCCGCAGGACGCCCCCUCCAAGUCCAAGGAGCCUGCCUUGUUCUGGAAUCCCGAGAACGUGAAGGAUGUCGCCGAAUCGCUGGGAAUAGGCAACCUGGGUGAUGAGCAGCUGCGUACCAUGGCCCAGGAAGUUGAGUAUCGCAUCGGACAGGUUAUCCUCACGGCGCUCCGACACAUGCGACAGGCCAGCCGCCCAAACAUGACCACGGAGGAUGUCGACCGCGCGCUGCAGGAGCUCGAUGUCGAGCCGCUCUACGGGUACGACAGCACUCGACCCCUCCGAUACGGCGAGGCAAGCCUGGGGCCCGGUCAGCCCUUGUUCUACAUGGAGGACGAGGAGAUGGACUUCGAGAAGAUGAUCAACAUUCCCCUGCCCAAGGUGCCCAGGGACUCGACCUUCACUGGUGAGUUUGCUCCUUCCCUCGGAUGCGCCGCCUCUCGGCGAACCCCUCUAUCCUCACACCGAACCCCAAUGCUAACCACCACCCGUCCUGAAGGUCACUGGCUGGCCAUAGAAGGCAGCCAACCAGCGAUCCCCCAGAACCCGACCACCUCCGAGGCCCGCUCGCAAGAGCUUCUUCCAAAGGGCCCUGGUGCGAACCCUGCUCUGCCCGCACUUGCUGGCAACCAGGGCGCCAGCUUCCGGCCCGCCGUGAAGCACAUUAUCAGCCAAGAACUCACCAUGUACUUCGGAAAAGUUCAAGCUGCUCUCCUGGACGACAACCCCGAGCCUUCGGUCCAAGAUCUGCGAAACGCUGCCCUGGAGUCCAUCAGGUCCGACCCGGGCAUCCAUCAACUCAUUCCCUACUUUGUGAACUUCAUCUCUCACGAAGUCACUCAUCACAUGGACGACAUCUUUGUUCUCCGGCGCAUGAUGGAGUUGACCGACGCCUUGGUCGACAACCCCGAGAUGUUUCUCGAUCCCUACGCCAGCUCUCUCUCUGCGGCAGUCCUCACUUGCCUCUUGGGACGCAAGCUCGGCACCGAGAAUGGCACAGACGCCUUGAAGGAGCAGUACCAGCUCCGGGAGUUUGCUGCUAGCCUGGUUGGCCGCAUCUGCCAGAAGUACGCUGCCUCCAACAAGAUGCUCCGCCCCAAGAUCACGCGAACCUGUCUCAAGCAUUUCCUCGACUUCAACAUGCCCCCGGCGGUCUGGUACAGCUCCAUCCUCGGCCUCGCAGCCUCUGGCGGCGCUGAAGCAGUCAGGAUCCUCGUGCUGCCUAAUCUGAAAAACUUCUCGGAGGGCAUGCUCCAGAAGCUCAAGGAAGGCGGCUCGGAGGGCAAUCGCAUCGAGUUCGAAGCCAUUAUGGGAGCCAUCAUCAAGGCUGUCCGUACGCUGGCACCAGAACAGGAUCUCCACAUGACGAACGGGGUCAAUGGCGUGAGCGAACGGGAGACCACCGAGCUCAAGGACUUCGUCGGAGAGAUCAUUGCAGAGAGGCUCGUGAGACUGAGCGACCACCGUCUUAUCCAGUUAUUCCUAGACGCACGAGCAUUCGCAUCCCACUAG
Messenger RNA from Neoarthrinium moseri, 1737 nucleotides. RefSeq lists its product as uncharacterized. Bases 1 to 1737 code for a protein of 578 amino acids. NCBI's taxonomy places the organism in Eukaryota, Fungi, Ascomycota, Sordariomycetes, Amphisphaeriales, Apiosporaceae. The transcript is spliced from 2 exons. Gene Ontology annotation, cellular component: SAGA complex; SLIK (SAGA-like) complex; transcription factor TFIID complex. Gene Ontology annotation, molecular function: transcription coactivator activity; RNA polymerase II general transcription initiation factor activity; protein heterodimerization activity. Gene Ontology annotation, biological process: RNA polymerase II preinitiation complex assembly; transcription initiation at RNA polymerase II promoter. The record is from RefSeq and is a predicted model, not a curated record.